This is a messenger RNA of Dovyalis caffra, 1065 nucleotides long. Lineage: Eukaryota; Viridiplantae; Streptophyta; Magnoliopsida; Malpighiales; Salicaceae. The record is from the annotation of a GenBank genome assembly.
AUGGAGUCAACAACACAACAAACAGUGGCAGCCAUUAAUGAGAAGGAGUCAAUGGUAGAUCCUUUCUUAGUUGAGGCUCUACGGAACCCGCGUCACCGUCUCACCAUUUUGCGGAUGGAACUUGAUAUCCAGAGGUUUUUGCAAAGCCCCGAUCAACAACUAUUUGAAUUCCAGCAUUUCCCUACCUCCUACCUUAGGCUUGCAGCACAUCGCGUCGCUCAACACUAUGGGCUGAUAACCACGGUACAGGAUAAUGGCAUUGAUGGUCUGGCAAAUAAGAUUCUGGUGCAGAAAACAGCUGAAAGCAGAUUUCCUGCAGUUCGCCUGUCUGAAAUUCCUGCUAAACAGUUGGAAAGUGAUAAACAUGAGAAGAUUAAGCUUGCCAUUAGACCUCGACCUAACAAUGGAUCUAUAAAUGACCCUAAUGGGUUUGGGAUUAAACGGAGUCCUGUGAGAAGCGUGGAAGAGAGGAAGGAGGAUUAUGAUAGGGCACGAGCUCGCAUCUUCAGUAGCCCCAGCAGCCCCACUGCAGAGGAUACUGUGCCUCAGCUCCCUACAGAUGGCAAGAAUUUAAGUUCAAGCAAGGAUGAGAACGAUGAGUGCAGGAACUCUGUAGUUGAUCCAGAAAAAACUGUCUACAUCAGGGAUGGUAUGUCAUCUCGUGUUGCCAUUUUCAGAGAUAGGGAGAAGGAUCGUACUGACCCAGAUUAUGAUCGGAGUUAUGACAGGUAUGUUAGAAGCCUUCCAGCUAUUCAGAACUUCAACUUGACACCCUUCAAUAUGCAGAAGAUUCCACUUCCUUUUGUGCAGUAUGAUACUGGUUUUCCUCAACCAGGUCAGAUGCCAAGGACACAGGCUUCCCUUGGCUACCAGCCUGCUGCAAGCCCAGUUAUGAGCCCCUUCUGUGCAGUGGGAUCAAAUCAGACAUCAAGGGAUGCUGCAUAUGUACAAUGGCCAAGCGCUGCAAUGAUGUAUGCACAUUCAUAUGAGCCGUUUAGACAUGCUACUUUCCAGGCUCCAUUUUGUCAGCAACCUCUUAGCUUUGAUUACUCCCAAAACCCUUAA